Anisakis simplex (herring worm) is the source of this 210-nucleotide messenger RNA. Lineage: Eukaryota; Metazoa; Nematoda; Chromadorea; Rhabditida; Anisakidae. The record is from the annotation of a GenBank genome assembly.
AUGUUCAUUGAACUAUGUGUUGGUGUGACAGAUCCUGAAAAUGUUGCAUUUCAUGAGAAUAUUCUCAUACUCGUGUGUUCUCGAACCGCUGCUUGUGGUAAAGUUCCAGUUGAAGAAGGCACCACUGAAGUGAGUCGUCAUAUGGGAACGUUUCGUGGCAUCAUUGCGUUAUUGGCAAAAAAGUUUGCGAUAUUGUUUGAGUUUGAGUAA